AUGGCUUCGUCGGUACAAAAUCUCGAAGAUCUAACUAUUACAUGGCUUGAUGUUGAUCGGGUUCAUGAGAAUAUAGAUGAUUAUUUGGAAACAAAAACUCGUUUACGUCAAUGUAAUAACUAUUUAGAAAUAUACAAUGAUGAAAAUGAAUGUAUUCAAGGUAUCAUCGCAAAUGAAAAUGUUUUUCUAAUAGUUUCUGGUUCAAUUUUCGAAACAUUUAUCCCACGAAUCGUUAACUUCAAACAGAUUAUAUUUAUUUAUAUUUUAUAUUCGAAUUCUAAUUUUAGUGGCACAAAUCAGCUAAAAGAUAUUUUAAAACUUCGUGGAGUAUUCUCAGAUAAAAAUGAUCUCAUUGAAAAAUUAAAAAAAGACAUUAAGCUUCAUUUGAAAAAUUUGAUACCAAUUAGCAUAAUUAAUGAAAAGUCGGUUCGCGCUUUAAACAAGGAAUAUUGUAUUUUCAUGUGGACUCAAUUGCUUAUAGAUGUGUUGACUCAAAUACCACAAACGAAUUAUGGAAAAAUAAUGAUGUUAAGGGAUUGUAAACAACAUUAUGCCAACAGUAAAUACCAGUUACAGAUGAUUGACGAGUUUGAAAGAGAAUAUGAAGCCGACUUUGCUAUUUGGUGGUACACACGUGACUGUUUUUUAUAUAAACAGUUGAAUAAAGCGUUACGUAUGCAAAAUAUUGACGUUAUUUUUAAAUACCGCUUUUUUAUAACAGAUCUUUGUACACAGUUGAAACAGUUAUACAACGAAAAUAUUUCAUCAUUAGAAGAAACCUUGAUUGUCUAUCGUGGACAAACUAUAGGUUGUGACGAAUUAGAAAAGAUUCAACAAAAUAUUAAUGGUCUAAUUUCAAUGAACACAUAUUUAUCAACAACUCGAAAAAAAGAUUUAGCUUUGAUGUAUGCUGGUAAUGGUUCUGAUAGACCGUUGUUUGAAUCCGUAUUGUUUGAAAUUACGAUUAAAAAAAGUAUUUCUACUAAAACUAAACCAUUCGCUGAUAUAACUUAUAUGAGUAGUUUUGGCAUGGGAGAAGAAGAAAUACUAUUAUCAUUGGGAAGCAUAUUCAAGAUUCAGUCAGUUGAACAAUUAGUUGAAAAUGGUAUUGUUUGGCAAGUUAAGUUGAUAUUAAACGAAGCAGUGGUAAAUAAAGAAAUAGACAUGCUAUUUAAUUAUUUGAAAACGAAUUCAACUACAAGUAUAUCAAAUAUUGGUACAUUAGGCUUACUAUUAGGCCAAAUGGGAGAUUAUGUAAAAGCGGAACGAUAUUAUCAAAUGAUGCUUAAUGAAUUACCAAAAGGCCAUUGUGGACGUCCAAUAAUAUUAAAUAAUAUGGGAAUAUUAUACAGCGAUAUGGGUGAUAAUAAAAAAGCAUUGAAAUAUUAUAGAAAAUCGUAUGAAACGUAUAAAAUGCAAAAAGUAUCAGAAAACGAUCUUCUGUUUGCGAAUUUAUAUCAUAAUAUGGGUUCAUUAUAUUAUGAAAACGACGACAAUAAAACAGCAUUGGAAUAUUUUACAAAAGCUUUUGAAAUUUGUCAUAAUAAUCUAACAUUGCCAAGUCUUUUAUUAUGUGCAACACUACAUACAGAUAUGGGUGAAAUAUUUGAUGAUAAUGGAGAUUUUGAUAAGGCAUUAGAUGAGCUGCAGUGUACGCUUGAAAUCCAAUUGAGAAUUCUACCAUCAAAUCAUUUCAGAAUUGCUGCAACAUACAAUAAUAUAGGAGGCUUUUAUCUUGGUAAAGGUGACUAUAAAACAGCGCUACAAAAUUUUGAAAAAGCACUGGAUAUUGGAUCAAAAUCAUUACCAAAUACUCAUGAAAAUAUUCAAACAUAUUCUGAACAUAUAAAAAUUACUGAAAAAAGAAUAAGUCAAAUCAAAUUGAUUCCAAACCAACAUUAUACGAUAAAAGAACUGCUAGGCGAAGAAAUACAAUACCUAAUAAAGAACAAAGAUAAUCAAAGUGAAAUUACUGAUUACUAUCGAAUUCCAAUAGAUGAUCUUUUAAAAGGAACAACUGCAGUCGGUCUCUAUUUUUGUCCAUGUUCAAUUGUUUUAACUCAUCUGCAGUCUAAUCAACAUUUAAUUGAAGUUUAUCGAGAAAUACUAACUAAUGAAGGUGAGAAAAAGAUACCAUUUGAAAUUAUAUUUAUGUCCUAUCAAGAAGAUGAAGAAGAAUUUAAAAAUGUUUUCAAAAUAAUGCCUUGGACAGCUGUAGAAUAUAAAACUGACAAACAACGGGAAUGGAAAAAAGCUAUUGAAGAAUAUCUUGGUACCUAUUUAUUCAUCAAAGCGAAACCGAUAUUAUUUAUUUUAAAAACAUUAACUGGUGAAGUGUUAUCAAAAAAUGGUAUCGAAGUCAUUAAUUCUAUGAAGCUGAAUGCAAUUGAAAUAUGGUGUAAUGGAAAUCGAGUAUUUCAUCCAUCUACAGCUACAGAGGAAAAAAAUUUUAUAUGGAAAUAUGUGCAAUGUGAUGGAUGUAAAAGAGCACCUUUAGUAGGAUUACGUUACAAAUGUCAAGAAUGUCCCGAUUAUGACUUAUGUGAAACGUGUAAAGAAGUAACUGAUCAUAAGCAUCACGAAUUUAUUUUGAUAUCAAAACCAGAAGAGUACUAUUGA
This is a messenger RNA of Rotaria sp. Silwood2, 2619 nucleotides long. The record is from the annotation of a GenBank genome assembly. NCBI's taxonomy places the organism in Eukaryota, Metazoa, Rotifera, Eurotatoria, Philodinida, Philodinidae.